Molecule: messenger RNA, 548 nt
Organism: Schistosoma turkestanicum
Lineage: Eukaryota; Metazoa; Platyhelminthes; Trematoda; Strigeidida; Schistosomatidae
Source: the annotation of a GenBank genome assembly
UUACAUUUCAGCUCACUGUUGGACCAGAAUCAAAUUAUGAAAAGUUGAUAUUUGCAUUACCAGAUAAAACACGUUUAACAUUGGUUGAUUUCCCAUUGCAUUUACCAUUGGAACUAUUAGGUAUGGAGACAUGUUUGAAAGUGUUAAGUGCUAUUAUGUUAGAACAAAAGGUUGUACUACAAUCCAGAGAUUAUAAUGCUUUAACAAUGUCAGUAAUGGCAUUUACAGCAAUGCUUUAUCCACUUCAAUAUAUGUUUCCUGCUAUACCACUGUUACCAAAUAGUUUGGAAGGAGGAGAAAAUUUAUUACUUUCUCCAACGCCAUAUCUAAUCGGUAUCCCAGCGUCAUUUUUAAGUCAAAAGAAAGAUUUUCGAUUUCCUGCUGAUGUUUGGUUAGUUGAUUUGGAUGCGAAUAAAGUAAGCCAAUUCACACUGAAUUAUUAUUCAGAGAAAUGUGAUGUAUUGAUAAUUUUUGUAAUUCGAUCUUCAUCGAAUAGGUUAAAAAAUAUGAACGUUACUUCAUCUACUUACUUUCAGUCAUUUGAGUAA